Messenger RNA from Monopterus albus (swamp eel), 5481 nucleotides. It is a transcript of the gene prr33, whose product is annotated as proline rich 33. The record is from RefSeq and is a predicted model, not a curated record. The coding region runs from base 527 to 3331 and encodes 934 amino acids. NCBI's taxonomy places the organism in Eukaryota, Metazoa, Chordata, Actinopteri, Synbranchiformes, Synbranchidae. The transcript has a single exon.
CAACAAAAGAAAAUUAAGGGGCCUUUGUUAUAGACCUAUAGAACAUAAGUUAAUAAUGAACAGCUUGAUUUAAGAGGAGGCAGGAUUAAAAAAACUGAUGAUUAUUUGUUGGAACCUUUGUUUUUGCCUGUUUUUUUCAGGAUGAAGUCAGUACUAGGUGAACACCGUCAUCUUUAAUGUGAAUCAGGAUUAAGAGAAAUUACAUCUUAAAUUUUGAAAAUAGAAAAAUAUAAACCAAUUAAAAAAUGACUAAUUUCCCACCAGACCAAAUGCUCACAAUUAGCUUGAUCAAUUUAAAUUAUUUAAGGAAGUAGAACUGCUGCUUCAUCUCUAACGUGAGGUGCCAAGAAAAUGUACAAAAGGUUAUUAUACAUGUGCAGAAUCUUGGAAUCAAAAAUUAUGUCCACAGUUUAGUCUCGUUAAGUCAGAAUGUGGCCUGAACUAUACACGUAAAUGCUUUGUCUUGUUAUGAAUCUCCCUUUUCUAAUAGUUUUGGCUUUUUUGUCCCCAGGGUGCUGAAGCGCUCAUGGCUUUCUCUUACACUGCCAUCACCCAGCCUGGCUUCUUUCUCCAGCAGUCAGCUCCACCGCUGAUGCCCAAGCCUGGAAAGGACAAUAUUCGGCUUCGGAAGAUCAUCAAGAAAACUGCCAAGAGAAAGGCCUCUGCUCAGACGUCGCAGUCUGCUGCACCUUUCCGUUCCAGCCUUUCCCCUGUGAAUGAAGCAAGCCCUGACCUGGAGCACAGUGACCACUCCACCCCUCCCAAGACUCCAGAGACGCCUUCCAGCUUCUACAGCAUCCACCAGCCGCAACGGAUCUCCAUCAGGCCUCUGUAUCAACAUGUGGCAUCCCCGUACCCACAACGUGCAGCUUAUGGCAAAGCAGCUAGGUUCUCGCCUCAGGCUGUGGAGAUCCCGUCGUACUCUUACUCACAGCAGGUCACCACAGUUUCUUCAUAUUCUGCAUUGGCCCACCAUACUGGAGCCUCGCCUGCCCCGGGCCCAGUCGCCCAGCAAGUGGCACCCAAAAUUUCUCUGUCAGCUGAAACUCACACUGGCCUGAGACCUGAUGCACCUGUAACAACCCCACAACCAAAACCUACAAGUCUGGGUCUGACUCCAUAUCCAUUGGCAGGAGGUCGAGCUGUGAUUGUACCUCUCACUGUGUUGACCCCACUUGUGAAACCUAAAAGUCCACGACCAACAUUCAAAGCAACUGAACCUUCAAGAUCACCCAAAACAAUGUUUGAUGUUCCUCAAAUUAGCAUGUACACAGCAACCACAUCAUACUACGAGACAUCCAGGACUCCACCAGUGUAUGACACAACGGCAUUAACCUCUGUUGGCAGCACAGUACCUCAAAUUAAAAUACCUGUAGAAACAAAACAAGGUUUGACUCCAGAGUCUGAGGUGAGAAGAGGUAUAAAACCAAUGGCCCAGCCUCCUUUACUAGGCACAGACAUCCAGAGAAAAACACCAACUUCAGAAAUUAAAAGAGCAGAGAUUAGUACAAUCAUAACUCAAACACCUGAAAGCAAAAGCACGACCCCAACAUCUGAAAUCAAAAGAGCCACUCCAACGUCUGAAAUCAGAGUAAAAACACCAACUUCUGAGCUCCAAACAUCAAGAAUUUCAGUAGGACGGCCUAAAACCCCAGUGUACCAUGUGCCCCGGGUUAAAACACCAGUUUUCGAAAUCUCAAGACCCAAUCCUCUCUUGUUUGCAGUGUCACCAAUCACAGUAGAACCAGAGAAGUCAAAAACACCUCAAACGGUUUCUGCUGUGAGCAGUUUGGCUACUUCCGAAAGCAUGGUGACUGCUGAGCCUAAACCUACUGAAACAAUACUGAAUGGGGACAUCCAUUUAGAUAUGACACCUUCAGCUAAACCAAUCCAACCAGGGAUGGCAACGUCAAAAUCUGAAUCAGAUCUGACAAGAGAAAAGAUCCCACCUGCCCCAGCUGACCCUCAAACACCCAUAGUGGAGGGAGCAGUGACGUCUUAUGGCUUUCAGAGGCCUAAGACUCCAACAUACGAGGCAUCCCGACUUAUGUCCGCAUCACCUCACUAUACAAGACCAAAGACACCUACUGGUGUAUCACCUGUAGCCUUUCAAAGGCCUAUAACCCCCACCCUAGUGGCUCAGAAGACAAAGUCUACCUAUCGUGGACUUAUGCCGGCUGAAUAUGCUGCUUAUGGUGGAAUCAGAACUUACUCCCCAGCGUUUGGUAUCUCGAGCUCUAUGACAACAACUCAAGAAGAGGUCACAGUCAAACAAGAGGAAUUAGCAGACUAUGAAGCACCUAGCCGAGAACCAUCUGUGACAGCAGAAACCCCCAAAAAUCUGAGAGAUGAGAAGGCUUCCGCCACUGCCUCAGUUCCUAUUAUUGUUGUUUCACAAGCAUCGGACACUUUACGAUCAACAUUAGCACAAGAGGCAAGUAGGGCACCUAGCCAGGUCAUGGCAAAGCAGGAAACAAUGGUGAUUCAAGAAACACCAAAGGCUAAACCUCCAACAGCAGAGGUGACACAUCAAAAGGUGGAAACACCAGUUCAAGAAAUCAUCAAACCACAGACAAAAACUCCUGGAGCCAAACUGCCUAAAAGUCCAGACCAGGAUCCUCUGAAGGCAGUAAGAAGACUUUUAGGCAAAAGUACGGUCCAGACUGUUGAGCAGAAUGCUGAGGCCUCAAAACAAAAAGAGCCAGUGAAACCUGGAGCUGAAGGCGCAAAGCCAAGCUCUGCAGAAGACAAAGGAAAAGACAGGAAAGCAGAUCAAGAAGUAGGUGACAAGUCCCUCCAAGGCGCUGAGCCCCUUCUUAAAGCCCUGCAGAAGCCAAAGGGAAUUAAAGCUAAAGUGAGCGGUUGGUCCCGACUCAAGAAGCACAUGGUGGAGGAGCAGGACGAGCCCAGAUUUCCAAUGAAUGGCUCUGAGAAGGAGGCCCGAGGGCAGGACCAGAGCACUGCCGAGAAGGCCGGCGCUCAGGAUGAGAACCAGACCAAAGACAACGCCAAGGCAACAAAGAUGUGGGACGCUGUCCUCUUCCAAAUGUUCUCCACUAAAGAGAACAUCAUACAUCAAAUCGAGUUAAACCAAAGUGAGAAGGAGAAAAAGGCAGAGAUAAAGGAUGUGAAAGAGAUCCCUUCAUUCGUAUACCGGCUGCCUCUGCUGCUUUUUAGUCCAAGGUUUAAUGCUAAAAAGCUGAAAGCGGCAGCGUCAAGGCCGGUGCCAAAAAUCUCAACUGUGUUUGAAAUGGGUCUGAUUGGGCGCAAAGAUAAAGAAGAGGAACCAAAGGACUUUAAUCGAACAGCGAAAGGCUUCACUGCUACUUAAGCUGCGUAUCCCACCAGGUGCUUCCGAGUUGUGUUUAGGAAUCUUAGCAACAAAAGUGAUGUACAUGUCCGAGUCUCUCUGUGGUAGACGACUAUCUUUUGGAGCAGUGUAGAAAACCAAACCUGAACUUUGAACCUGACAAAUGCUGUGUGACUGGACGUUAUGUUUGUGGAUUAGCUGGAAGGAGAGAGACACAUCUGUCUUAAAGUCAUUCAGACGUCGCACCAAAUUAAAGCCUUUAUGUUUUAAGUAAUUACAGAGCUUCUCCUUUGUUCGCUUCAUCACACGUUCACCAUUAACAUAGAUUAACUUAUAGAUGUGAAUCUCUGGUUGUCUGUGAGACUGUGAUCAUUUAUUUUCAGUAGCUCAAGUGAAAUUUAGAAAAUUAUACUGAAAAGUUUCUUGUUAAGAAUAUUUCAUUAAAAUAUCAGAUUUUGUUGACUAUAUAUAAAAAUGAUUUUAAGACAAUAUGUGAGAGUAAACUUCUGUUUCUCUUUAAGGAUCAUUCAGAUAUCUAGUGUUAUUCAAAAUGGUGCUACCUGCCUCAGGCUGAGACCUCUGCUGGUUAAUGGAUGUGUAUGUAGAGCAAGAGACUGAACCGCGUUUUAGGCUGUGGAGGGUGAUGGCGUGUGAAGGAACUUUCUUAAAGUCACAAUGAAACAUAAAGCGAAUAUCACAUCCUUUGUGAAAACCUUAAUUAAAACCUUGUUCCUGGAGGAGGUGUCUCCUCUGCAACUGGUUCAAAUGUAAUAAGAGAAAAGAGAUGAAAAGAAAUAAAAAUAAAGCUUCAGCUGCAGUUUUUAGUCAUGGCUUAUGAGCCGCUGAGAAUAACUUUGUUUAUACAGCACUGUUCUAAACAGAGCUACAGUAAAACAGAGUAAACAUUAAUAAUGCUAAAGAUUAGAUUACAAUAGUAAUUUAAAAGCAUAUCACAAUGAAAACAAAAGGAUCUGAUGACGACCAACAGCUGAAUGCGAAUUAACUAAGUGUGUGACAACUCACACCUCACACACAUGGAUGCAAUCCAAAAUUCAUUUUUACAGAGUAAGUUAAGUUUUUUGUCUUACUGUAUGCAUAGAACUACGACUGUAUUGGGCUCUAGCAUGGUCCACGCAAGUGCAUGAGUACAGGCAACAUGUUCAGCUCUAGACUGUGUCACCUGCAAAAUCUGAAUGCGACGCAAAGUUUCAUCACCUCGGUGAGCUAAGAGCUUGUGAAAGUAGACAGAGAAGAGGAUGGAUGGAGCUCAGCCUCCGCCAUCUUGGAGAUCAGUGCAAAGUGAACUGUGGGGUCGAAGACUGACGCAGACUAUUUUUUUCUUUUAUUCUCAAAUCUGCCGAGUGACACCAGAGUAUUUUCUAAUGUUAUUUCUAAUGGUUUCUAUUGUGUGUGCUGAUUAAACUAGAGUCAGUUUUAAACAUGUAAAGCUUAGUGGGUGUAUUUUCUGUGAUUCAUCUGAGGAAACGAGGCCCUGUUGACACUUUCAAAUUAAAUUUCAUGUUGAGUUUGUUUCUUGUGAAGCUGUGAUGAACCACCAAGCUGCAGCUAGAAGACAAUUUCUUUUCUUGUCCAUUUGACUGCACCUGAACAGUGCUCAUUAGGUGGCUGUGUCCUUCCUAUGUGUGCGCUCCAUGUGGAAAAGCUGCUAAGGACAACUGUUUCUUCUUGACUGGAUACAGAGAGAGUGGAUUCACACAGUUUCACAGUGAUGAGCUUCAGUAUGUUCAUGUUAGAGGCAGGAAAUGGAAAAUGUUUUGAGUUAACAUAAAAAAAAAUGUUAGCUUUGUAUUUAGUGUGAAAGGCUAAGUACAGAAAAAAAUAAAACAGUGCUCUCACACUCAGGUGGUCAGUUAUGAGGUAUUUACACAAAUUAAAUGCUUUACCAAAUGUCAUUUUCUACUGUUUUUACUUGAAUUUACAGCCAUUAUUUCUUAUGAAAUUAUAAAGAGUGUAUUACACCUGUAGUUUAAAAUGGAAGCAGGAUGAUUAGAACUGCAGAAGCUUCCUCACUGAACCCCAUGAGUACACUUUAGUGUUCAUUUUAAUGUCAAGUCUCAAUUAAAGUGUUGUAUUUAACUGCACAUGAUUUCAUAGACUCAUCUAAUAUUCUGAGACAAAGACAAAGCUCCACAGCAGCGGCUUCCUCAGAC